AUGGCUUUCAUCACUUUCACACCUGCGUCCCUGUCUUCCAUCCGCAGCCAAUCCCUCAAUGGAUCUCCCCUCUGUUCCCGUCGUGUCUUCGCAGGCGCCUCCGUGGCUGCCGUCACCCCCGUUCGCUUCGGUGCCUCUUCUAUUGACAUGAAGCUGCGCGUUGCCGUCGUUGGCGGUGGUCCGGCCGGCGCCUGCGCCGCCGAGACUCUGGCCGAAAGUGGUAUUGACACAUACCUCUUCGAGCGCAAGAUGGACAACUGCAAGCCCUGUGGUGGUGCCAUCCCCCUUUGCAUGGUUGACGAGUUCGAUCUUCCAGUUGACAUCAUUGAUCGCAAAGUUCGCAAGAUGAAGAUGAUCUCCCCCACUAACGUGGAGGUUGAUGUCGGGAAGACUCUCAAGCCGCAUGAAUACAUCGGUAUGCUCCGAAGAGAAGUACUGGACUCCUUUUUGAGGGAUCGUGCCGUCAGCCUAGGUGCCACAUCAGUCAAUGGCCUUGUCACCAAGUUGGACAAGCCCACCACCCCCGACGGCAAGUACACCCUCCACUAUUCGGACUACGCCGAGACGGUCGAGGGAAAAUCUCCUUCGAAAAGCUUGGACUUCGAUGUUAUCAUCGGUGCUGAUGGCGCGAACUCUCGCGUCGCCAAGGAAAUCGACGCUGGUGAUUAUAAUUACGCCAUUGCUUUCCAAGAGCGAAUCAAGAUUCCGGACGAGAAGAUGGCCUACUAUGAAGAACUCGCCGAGAUGUACGUUGGCGAUGACGUCUCGCCCGACUUCUACGCCUGGGUGUUCCCGAAGCACGAUCAUGUCGGUGUCGGAACUGGAACUGUCAUCAACCGACCGAAGAUCAAGCAGUACCAAAAGGCCAUCCGUGACCGUGCCGCAGUACGGCUUGAGGGAGGCAAGAUCAUCAAGGUUGAGGCGCACCCGAUCCCGGAACAUCCCCGGCCACGCCGCGUCCAAGGGCGUGUGGCCCUGGUCGGAGACGCCGCUGGUUACGUGACCAAGUGCUCCGGAGAAGGCAUCUACUUUGCUGCCAAGAGCGGCCGCAUGUGUGCUGAGGCUGUCAUCGCCGCCAGCAAAAACGGCGAAGUUGUUCCGACUGAGAAUGACCUUAAGAACCGAUACCUCAAAGUUUGGGAUAAGAAGUAUUGGGCUACAUACAAGGUUCUCGACAUUCUCCAGGCCAUUUUCUACCGUAGCGAUCCCGCUCGCGAGGCAUUCGUGAAGAUGUGCGGUGAUGACUACGUCCAGCGUGUCACCUUCGACUCAUACCUGUACAAGACUGUUACAACUGUAUCUCCUGUCGAUGACAUCAAGCUUCUCUUCAGGACCGCCACCUCCCUGUUGCAGGAGAACCUUAAGGAAACUGCGGACAUCAAGAAGCCUGUAGCAACUCUCAAGUAGAUCAGUAGUAAUGGGUUUGAAACGUCGAUGUCCACUGCCCUCCGGCAUGUACUCUCAAAUGCCGUGAUAUUUUUGUACCGAUACUUUACUAAAACAAUUUCUUCCACCAAA
Molecule: messenger RNA, 1518 nt
Organism: Chondrus crispus (carragheen)
Lineage: Eukaryota; Rhodophyta; Florideophyceae; Gigartinales; Gigartinaceae
Product: Putative plastid geranylgeranyl reductase precusor
Exons: 2
Coding region: 1-1407 (468 amino acids)
Biological process (GO): photosynthesis; chlorophyll biosynthetic process
Molecular function (GO): FAD binding; oxidoreductase activity, acting on the CH-CH group of donors, NAD or NADP as acceptor
Source: RefSeq, a predicted model, not a curated record